AUGCAACCAUAUUCAAGGAAUGGAGGGACUAGAAAAUGUUUCUAUGAAUUUCAAUUAUUAACUGCUUGUUUUACAUCCAGUGAUACAUCCAGUAAAAAACAAUGUGUUCCAGCGUAUGAAGAUUAUAAUGAAUGUUUACAUGGUAAUAAAGAAAGAGAAAAAGUUAGAACAAUGUUACAACAAUUGCAAAAGAAUAAGGAAUCAAAAGAUGGUGGUGUUACAGCUGAAGAAUUAUAUAAAAAAUCAAAUAAAAUUUAUGAAAAUUUGGAUUUAUUAAAUAAAAACUAA
Insectozyma verbasci is the source of this 288-nucleotide messenger RNA. The record is from the annotation of a GenBank genome assembly. Lineage: Eukaryota; Fungi; Ascomycota; Pichiomycetes; Serinales; Debaryomycetaceae.